GCGCGCCGGUCGCGUCCCGGGUGCCCUGCCGAGCGCCCUGCCGAGCCGUGCCAGGUAAAAGGACACAGAAAAGAAGAUGGACUGGGGAACUCUGCAGGCCGUUUUAGGAGGCGUAAAUAAACACUCAACCAGUAUCGGGAAGAUAUGGCUCACAGUCCUGUUCAUCUUCCGUAUCAUGAUCUUGGUUGUGGCUGCAGAGAGAGUCUGGGGAGAUGAACAACAAGAUUUUGUCUGCAACACGCUUCAGCCUGGGUGCAGAAAUGUUUGCUAUGAUCACUUUUUCCCCAUCUCUCACAUCAGACUCUGGGCCCUGCAGCUGAUCUUUGUUUCUACACCUGCACUGCUGGUGGCCAUGCAUGUAGCUUACACCAGGCACGAGAAGAAAAGGCGAUUCAGAAAUGGUGAGAAAAUUGAUCUUGAAGAGCUGAAAAAUGAGAAGAUUCACAUUCGGGGCCCCCUGUGGUGGACAUACACCAGCAGCAUCUUCUUCAGGAUCGUCUUUGAAGCAGUCUUCAUGUACGUGUUCUAUUACAUGUACGAUGGGUACCAGAUGCCUCGCCUGGUGAAGUGCAAUGCGUGGCCCUGCCCCAACACAGUGGAUUGUUUUGUGUCUCGGCCCACUGAGAAAACCACAUUUACUAUUUUCAUGCUUGCUGUGUCUGGUAUCUGCAUGAUGUUGAAUCUGGCUGAGUUGUGUUACCUAGUGAUAAAAGUUUGCAUGAAAGAAUCCAGGAGAACAACGGUUUUAAAAUAAUUCCCCAGUUUCAGGAUUUCCCAGCUCCCCAUUUCCCUCAAACUUUCUUAGGUGUCAGAAAACAAUCAAUCAGCAAUAUUUUCACACUCAAAGAAAAGGAUAAAAAUGAACGUUCAUUCAUGUUUUAAAAAUGAUAGCCUCCCUGGGAAGCUGCCACUGAGUCAGGUUUUAAAGAUGAUGAGCUAAUUCCAUAUUCAUGCAUCCACAAAUAGAGAGAGCAGCCUUCUGGCAGCAGCUUUUCCAAGUAUGCGUACUGCUGGGAUUCUGUUGUUGGGACAGAGUCACUUUUCAAAAAAUGGGAGUGGAAAGCCCCAGAGAAGGCUCAAGUGCCCAAAGGAGAGCCAGGAAUCACAAACAUACUGUGUCAGCUUCAGAGGCGAGCCAAUAACAAAGGGUUUUGGUCAAA
Molecule: messenger RNA, 1160 nt
Organism: Gymnogyps californianus (California condor)
Lineage: Eukaryota; Metazoa; Chordata; Aves; Accipitriformes; Cathartidae
Gene: GJB2
Product: gap junction protein beta 2
Exons: 2
Coding region: 77-754 (225 amino acids)
Biological process (GO): cell communication
Cellular component (GO): connexin complex
Source: RefSeq, a predicted model, not a curated record